AGCUGGUUUCCUCUACUGCCGCAGUGAAACCCUAAAAACAGAGUGAAGAGUAACACAAGACAAGAAUGGCGGCUCCAACACAACAAGCAAGGACAAUGUCCACUAAAGAGGCUGACAUACAGAUGAUGUUGGCUGCUGAAGUCCACCUCGGCACUAAGAACUGUGACUUCCAAAUGGAACGUUACGUCUUCAAACGCCGCAACGACGGUAUCUACAUUAUUAACCUCGGAAAGACAUGGGAAAAGCUGCAAAUGGCCGCAAGAGUUAUUGUUGCUAUUGAGAAUCCUCAGGACAUUAUUGUGCAAUCUGCCAGGCCCUAUGGACAGAGAGCUGUCUUGAAGUUUGCACAGUAUACCGGUGCACAUGCCAUUGCUGGCCGUCACACCCCUGGUACUUUUACUAAUCAGCUUCAGACUUCAUACAGUGAGCCACGACUUCUCAUUCUCACUGACCCAAGAACUGAUCACCAGCCUAUCAAGGAAGCUGCCCUUGGAAACAUCCCGACUAUUGCUUUCUGUGACACUGAUUCACCAAUGCGCUAUGUUGACAUCGGUAUCCCUGCCAAUAACAAGGGAAAGCACAGCAUUGGUGUUCUUUUUUGGAUCUUAGGAAGGAUGGUAUUGCAGAUGCGCGGUACCAUUGCUCAGGGACACAAGUGGGAUGUCAUGGUGGAUCUCUUCUUCUACAGAGAGCCUGAAGAGGCAAAGGAUCCACAAGAAGAGGAAACACCUGCUAUUGCAGAUUAUGCAGAAUAUGGGGCUGGUGCCCUGGGUGGCGAUUGGACUAGCAGCCAAAUCCCUGAUGCUCAAUGGUCUGCAGAUGCCGCAACAUCUGUUCCCGUAGCUACUGGUGGUUGGUCUGGAGACGCAGUUGUUGAGGGAGGUUGGGAUGCCGCAUCUGCUCCUCCUGCCCCAGUUGCACCAGUUGCUGUACCGGAAGGGGUCCCUGCUCCAGCUGUUACUGGCUGGGAAUGAACUUGAUUCCCUUAGAAAGUUCUUUUUGGUUAAAAAUUAGAUAUUUGAGGUUUUUUAACAGACGGUUUUGUUCACAAUGCAAUUUAUAAAAUUUUUGGACUUGGUGAUGUACGAAAUUAUUUUUAAUCAUUUGUAGCAUGUCUUUUUUAGUGCAA
This is a messenger RNA of Lycium barbarum (goji berry), 1129 nucleotides long. Its product is annotated as small ribosomal subunit protein uS2-like. Gene Ontology annotation, cellular component: ribosome; 90S preribosome; cytosolic small ribosomal subunit. Gene Ontology annotation, biological process: ribosomal small subunit assembly; cytoplasmic translation. The transcript has 5 exons. The record is from RefSeq and is a predicted model, not a curated record. Lineage: Eukaryota; Viridiplantae; Streptophyta; Magnoliopsida; Solanales; Solanaceae. Bases 66 to 974 code for a protein of 302 amino acids. Gene Ontology annotation, molecular function: structural constituent of ribosome.